This is a messenger RNA of Scatophagus argus, 1503 nucleotides long. RefSeq lists its product as uncharacterized. Gene Ontology annotation, molecular function: actin filament binding. NCBI's taxonomy places the organism in Eukaryota, Metazoa, Chordata, Actinopteri, Scatophagidae. Gene Ontology annotation, biological process: Arp2/3 complex-mediated actin nucleation. Gene Ontology annotation, cellular component: Arp2/3 protein complex; actin cytoskeleton. The transcript has 10 exons. The record is from RefSeq and is a predicted model, not a curated record. The coding region runs from base 225 to 1295 and encodes 356 amino acids.
UUCACCUCCCUUCAGUGAAACCACUGCCUCAUCCUUCACCCAGACUGCACAGCUCCAUUCGUGUUGACUGGCCAGAGUCCACGGAUACAGGCCUGCACCUCUCACCCCCUCCCUUCCACGACCACGAACUCAACCGGAUCACAUAUAUAGAGGACAGCAGGACAUCUACAGACCUGUUGUGACAGCAGCUACAUUCCAGCAGCCUCUCCUGCCUCUGUACAGACAUGUCACUCUACAGUUUUGGCCUGGAGCCACUCUCCUGCCACGCCUGGAACAAAGACAGGACACAGAUUGCAGUUAGUCCGAACAACAAUGUGGUGAACGUCUAUGAGAAGAAAGGCAAAGACUGGGUCAAGAUCCACGAGCUGACUGAGCACAGUGGACGAAUCACAGGCAUUGACUGGGCCCCACAGUCCAAUCGCAUUGUGACUUGCGCCUCUGACCGCAAUGCCUAUGUAUGGACCCUGAAGGAUGGUGUAUGGAAGCCCACGCUUGUCCUGGUGCGCAUCAACCGCGCAGCCACUUGUGUCAAGUGGUCACCACAGGAGAACAAAUUCGCCCUGGGUAGCGGAGCUCGUCUCAUAUCUGUCUGUUACUUUGAGAAGGAGAACGACUGGUGGCUGAGUAAGCACAUCAAAAAGUCUGUUCGCUCCACAGUCCUGAGUCUGGACUGGCAUCCAAACAACAUCCUACUGGCAGCUGGGUCUGCAGAUUUCCACUGCAGGAUUUUCUCAGCCUACAUCAAGGACAUUGAGGACAAGCCUGGACCCACUGCCUGGGGAGCCAAAAUGCCUUUUGGGGAGAUGCUGCUGGAGCAUAAAGAAUGCGACGGCUGGGUGCACAGUGUCUCCUUCUCCCCCAGCGGAGACCAGCUGGCCUGGGUGGCCCACAACAGCAGCGUCACUGUGGCUGAUGCUGCCCAGGGGAAAAAGGUAACCCAGCUGACCACAAACCAUCUGCCGCUACUGAGCGUCCUCUAUGUCAGCCCCACUGAGAUUGUUGCUGCGGGUCAUGACUGUUGCCCCUACCAGUUCACUUACAAGGGUCCAGGCACCCUGGAGUUUGUGAAGAAGCUGGACAUCCCCAAGCAGACCUCAAAGGGGAGCAUGUCAGCCAUGCAACAUUUCCGCAACCUGGACAAGAAGGCCACUGAGGAAGACAGCAAUGAACUGGGAACCCUUCACCAGAAUAGCAUCACGCAGCUGCGUGUUGUAUCUGGGGACAGAGCCAAAGUGGACAAGUACAGCAGUGUGGGUCUGGAUGGAGCCAUGAUCAUCUGGGAUUUUAAGCACUGAGACUCCACAGGCUGUCGGUCCUCGAGGAUUCAGAUGCUGAACUGACAACUCAUGCGUGUAUCAAUCACUCUUCUGUGGAAUAAAGCCACGUGCCUAAGUAUGGAGCCAAUGAUGUGUUUUUUGAGUAACUGGAAAACAAUGUCAGCAUGUGUGUUUUGUUCUAUUUGUCAGGAGAGAAUUAUUUUGAAUAAAAAGGAUAUUUACAGGA